CUUAAAUUUUGCUUUGAGUUCAAAGUUUAUGGUAUACACAGUUCUAAUAACCUUAAAUUCCUACAUAUGGAAAAUUAUUUACAUUCCUUGCUCAAGAGUGGAAAUGGUAAAAAUUUCUACACUCGAAAUACAUUCUCCUAUUCCUUAUACCGUGAAAAGAUGUGGGAAAAACGCUACCCACUUUCUCACGGUAGAUUCCAGUCCCCAAUCAAUAUCGUCACCAAUAAGGCUCAAUACGAUCCCUACUUGGACAAAGAUAAUCCUUUAACGUUUACUUAUAGAAAACUUCGGAAUUUCAACAUUUUGAAUGACGGAACCACGCUCAAAGUAAACCCUCUCAUCAAAGAUUUAGAAAUAGGAGGGGGUCCAUUGGCCAAUAAUUAUCAGCUCGACCAUUUUCAUUUCCACUGGGGCUACGAAAAUCGCAAGGGUUCCGAACACAGAAUCAAUGGAAAGUCGUACGAUGCAGAGAUCCAUUUUGUUCAUUGGAAUCACAAAGAUUCUCAAUCAAUCGCGGAGGCGAGUAACUAUUAUCAAGGCCUAUGCGUGAUGGGAGUUUUCUUAAAAAUAGGGGAAGAAAGCGCGGAGUUCGAUAAAAUUAUUAAUAAUUUAAAAUACGUCAGGAACUAUAGGGAACAUUUAUUAGUGGACGAGGAAUUGGACAUUUUCAAAUAUCUUCCAAAUGAUUUAACCCAAUAUUGGACGUAUCCUGGCUCUUUAACCACGCCGCCUUUCUUAGAAACAGUCACGUGGAUUCUAUUAAAAAACGCCAUCGAAAUAUCUAGUUCUCAACUCGGUGAAUUAUUUAAUCUAUACUCGAGCGAUAUGACGGGCGAAGGCCAGUGUCAACACAUGCGAAACAUUUUCAGAGAUCCGCAGCCUUUAAAUGGUCGAAUAGUGAGAAAAUCGUUUCAGUGAAAAAGAAUGAAUAUUAGAAGGAACUUGAAAGAACAAUUACAUUAUAAUGCAAUAUUAGUAAUCUACUAUGUUGUUUUUUGUUAUUGAUAUAGAUAGAACAUAGUAAUAUAAAUAAUAAAAAUUAUAAAAUUAGUCGCGGAUUGUAAAAAAAAAUACAUCAUUAAAUUUACAAAAAAGGGGGUAAAUGAUUCCCUCAUUAAAACUAAAUUUCGCUCUCCAGUCUAAAUAAUCGAGGCCCGAUUAUAAGUGGGUCUCUAAAAAACAAUAUUCUAUCAUAUUCAAAUUAAUCUGUGUUAUAAUUCGCGUUUUGACAGACCAACUUUAUAAUUUUUAUCUAUGAAUUUUUAAAAAAAUUAACGUGUCCUUUCCCCUGUGAUUUAUUCCAUUUAUGUGAUCAAAUUUCUAUCUAGUUAAACUAUAUUCGAUAGUUUUAUAUAUAUGUUUUUAAAUUGUAACCUAUUUAUAAAUUAUAUUUAUUAGAAAUAAAAUAUUUAUAUAAUUUAUAA
This is a messenger RNA of Gordionus sp. m RMFG-2023, 1424 nucleotides long. Its product is annotated as carbonic anhydrase 1-like. Bases 67 to 918 code for a protein of 283 amino acids. Gene Ontology annotation, molecular function: carbonate dehydratase activity; zinc ion binding. Lineage: Eukaryota; Metazoa; Nematomorpha; Gordioida; Chordodea; Parachordodidae. The transcript has 7 exons. The record is from RefSeq and is a predicted model, not a curated record.